AUGCCCGCCGCUGAUCGCUCCCUGCCGCCGCCGCCGCUGCUGCUCCUCCUGCCGUCGCUGCUUCUGAUCUGGUGCCUGGAUGGGCCGGUGAGAGCAGCGGAGGAGGGCGGCGGCCUGCCCUCCUCCUCACCCGGGGACAAUGGCCUCAGCGUCGCGGUCGGGGACCCGUCCGCCACCGAAGCGACCGCCUCCGGGCGACUCCUCAGCGCCUCGGCUCUGAUGGAAGAGCCUCAGUUUGCCCUAAAGGUCCUGGUGAGGGACCUGGUGACCCGUCAGCCGCUGCCGGGUGCUUCGGUGGAUGUUUACGUAAAUCACACCCUGAGGAGCUCGGCCCGAGCAGGCCAGAGAGGUGACGUUCUGCUCUGGGUCACAUACAGCCCAGGCCUCAGUCUGACACUGCUGGGCAGCAUGGAGGGCUACGUCCCCAGCCCGCUGCCCUGGAGCACCGCCAAGAGACCCAUUUUCUCCGCCGUCACGUUGCUGCUGCUCCCUCACAGUCAGGGAAACAUCUGGCUGUUUGAAGACUCUGUGGUCAUCACCGCAAAGUUACCUGACAGCUCAUCCCAACCCAAGGUGAAGUUCCCCAAGAACCUCCUCACAAUGUCUGAUAAUAGCAACGUCUCCUCUGUGACUGCGUUUCUGACUGUACCACAGUACCAUCUAGCAAAAGACUGCGCCAACUGCACUCCAGGCAUCAUCAGCAAAAAAUCAUCAGCGUUCAGAAGCAUCGAGCUGAAGGCGGUGGCAGCCGUUGACAUCGUGCUGUACUCUGGUGGCGAGGAGCUCCAGGUUCGGGGACCCAUUCAAAUCAGCCUGCCCCUGGGACACAGCACGCACCUCAGGGCCUCUGACACGGUGCCAGCCUGGGCCUUUAACCUGAAGACCGGUGCCUGGGAGAAUCAGGGGCUGGGAAUAGUGAAAACAGUUGGCAAUGAGCUGGUUUGGACGUACACCGCCUCCCAUCUGGGCUACUGGAUUGCUGCCCCCCUUCCCUCAUCAAACGAUUACUUGGGACAUGGAGGCUCCAUUGAUUUCCUGUCAUACCACACCUACCUAUUGAUGGGAAUACUGGGAGCGACGCUGGCAAUAGUGAUUGGCUUUCUUUCCUUGCUACUGUGUCAAUGCAGGAGGGGUUCUUAUCGAGAGCCCAGGCGGAGGAGAGCGCGCUUUUCCAAACUCACAGUGGUGAAAAAAGACCAAACCACCUCCACCCACAUGGAAGAAGGUCUGCUGUUCCGCUCUGGCGACAACAGCCUCGCUUCCUGCAGCGUCCAGUGUGAACCCUCGUCCACGCCGAGGCACAAAGCCAACUACAACAUCUAUGUGGAGGAUCCAGGGAGUCGCCCGGCGGCUCCUCUUUAUGAGAACAUCGCUCUGGAUCGGAUCAAAAAUUCCCAGCCGUCUCACUACAUCAACAGUGAAGAGGUGGCUCGGCUUCGGGAGAAGUCGGAGCAGGCCAACAUGAACACUGACAACUUCUUUCCUGAUAAGUUGGUUCAUAUCUACAACCAGCCGGUGGCGAUUAUUCAGGCGCCAGAGCUUUUCAGUGCUCAGGAGCAGCAUAAGUCUGCUACUUUCCCCCGCAAUGGAGGUGAGUACGAUGCUCACUCAGAGCCUGCCAGUAAAGACAGCUACACCCAGACCCUCCCCAAAGUCCCUCACCAUCACCAAAGUGGCAGCAGCCCACAGCAGAGCAACCAAGACGAGCCCCAGCCUCUGGAGACGCCUCCUCCAGGUCAAGGCCCCAACGCCGUUGUGUGGGGACGCUACAGUAACCUCCUCGAAUCCUCCGUCUCCGUACCUGGGACUCUAAAUGAGGCAGCUGGUAUGGAGGCCUUCAGCGGUGGUCAUGGCGUACCCAGCGAGCUGCAGGGGAUUUCAGAGCGCACCUUGCUGGAGCUGACCCGCGGCAAGUCUCACCCAAGAGCCUGGUUUGUCUCCUUAGACGGAAAGCCCGCUGCCCAGGUUCGCCACUCCAUCAUUGAGCUCCAGAGCCGCCACCGCCCACCGAGCAGCAAUGACACCAGCCUGGACUCAGGGGUGGACAUGAACGAGCCCCAGCAGAAUAUCCGCGAGACGGAGCGUGACAGGCCCUCAAUCAGGGCCUCUUCGCUGCAGCACCACAGCCGCGGGGGUCGCUACGGCGAAGAGCAGGACCUGAGCAGCAGCGAGAGUGGCACAACGGCCACCUGCACGCCAGAGGACCCUUCCCUGAGGAACAUUUUAGACGGGAGCAGCGGGGCUAUCCCCAAUAUUCCCGAAGAGCGAGACGGGAUGGAUACAUCCAGCGCUCAGGAGGACAGCGAGUCAAGAGGUACGCCGCCUCCACGGCGUCUGAGGAAGGUGAGAGAGAAAGGGAAGACGGAAAAGAGGAGCGCGAAGCAUGUCCGUGAGGGGCGACCUCUGACCAAGCGGAGUUAGAGCAUUGUAAAGCAUUUCUGUUGUCUAAUUUAAAUGUCCAAUCAACCAUUUAACCCACAUUUUGCUAUGGCAGUGAUACUCAACUUAUGCCUGUGGGCUAAAUCUGGUCCCAAAACAGGAUGCCGGGCUCAAACAUUUUCUAAUUGAUAAUGAAAAUAAAGAUUUAUAAUGGGAAUUGACUUCGUACUUUUAGAAUACAUAAAGUGCCAUAGUGAAUGAAACCGCAUCAAAACAGAGCGUCUACAUCAAAAAAAGUGCCGGUGGAGGACCCCAGCACCUCCCGACAGAGGUCCUUACUGAACCCCAAAUGUCCUAAAAUCCUAGAAAUGUCCAGAAAACUAAAAUUCUGAAAAUCCCGGAAAUGCCCAAAAAUCCUAGAGGUACAACAACCUUGAAAUCUUCUUAAAUCCUAGAAGCUUUCUAAAAUCCUAAAAUUGUCCUGCAACCCUCACAAUGUCAGAAAAGACUACAAUUGUCCUGAAAUCUGAGAAAUGUCCUAAAUCCUAGAGACAUGUAUGGGGCUGCUGUGACUGGC
Messenger RNA from Plectropomus leopardus (leopard coralgrouper), 2956 nucleotides. RefSeq names its product family with sequence similarity 171 member B (gene fam171b). The record is from RefSeq and is a predicted model, not a curated record. NCBI's taxonomy places the organism in Eukaryota, Metazoa, Chordata, Actinopteri, Perciformes, Serranidae.